This is a messenger RNA of Pyricularia oryzae 70-15, 303 nucleotides long. RefSeq lists its product as uncharacterized. Lineage: Eukaryota; Fungi; Ascomycota; Sordariomycetes; Magnaporthales; Pyriculariaceae. Bases 1 to 303 code for a protein of 100 amino acids. The record is from RefSeq and is a predicted model, not a curated record. The transcript has 2 exons.
AUGGGCGACACAGAAUGGAGGCUGCGAGACGAGGAGAAAUCGAGGGAGGCGGCUCUGCUGCCAGGGAAGAGGAGGGAAGAGAGAGGAGACGAGGUCGAUGUUGUCAGCUCUGAGAGUACUCUGGGAUGGCGGACGGCGGUUGGAGGGACCUCUGCAGAUGCUACUGUAGGGUACAAGCGCAGCACAGACAUCCUGGGGGUUUGGCAGGGCAGGGCAGGGCAGGCAGGGCAGACAGGCAUCGAGGCAGGUAAGGAAAAGGCAGGCCGACGGGCAACUGCCUGGUCCGUCCGCGCACAAGGGUAG